This is a messenger RNA of Rhipicephalus microplus (southern cattle tick), 1539 nucleotides long. Its product is annotated as baculoviral IAP repeat-containing protein 5. The record is from RefSeq and is a predicted model, not a curated record. Lineage: Eukaryota; Metazoa; Arthropoda; Arachnida; Ixodida; Ixodidae.
ACAAUACAAACACGAAUUUUAUGUUUCAGUACAUAUUAUUUUACUUUAACGGUGAUUUGUAUCUUUUAGCGAAGUCGUUAAACUGAGGAAAGUACGUCACCAAGCCAACUGAAGUCGAAGCUCCAAGCCAGCUGUUUGUUGCCGCGCUUUUUAACAGACAGUGUGUGGCUUGCCGCUGCAAAUUGCCGCUGAUAACUGCUUUGAACAAUGCCCCAGAGCAUACUGCAGGACCCCCUGCUCCUGACUCGGUUGAAAUGGUCCGAAAUAGUCGACGUCUUGUGCUUAGAAGUUCUGGGCGAGACACGGCGUGACCCACUCUCCAUGCGAGGUCUUUUGGACAUUGAUGCGAUCGACAGUGGCGUGUUCAGAACGUACUUUCGGUUUGAAAAGGACGAUGUACCCAGGCUACAGAGAGCCUUGUGCAUACCUGACAAGGUAACAACUCCGCAGAGGGUGUCAGUUCCCGGCGACGAGGCCCUUUGCAUCACGCUAAGAAGACUAGCCUACCCAAACCGGCUGCGCGAUCUGGAACACCUUUUCGCCCGACACAGCUCGACCAUAUCGUCAUUGACGAACGAAGUGCUCAGGCACAUCGAGGACAACUUCUUCCACCUUCUGGACGACGUUAAUAACCACACGUGGCUGAACCUGGACACCCUGGAAGAGUUCUCAAAGGCCGUUCCCGCGAAAGGUGCCCCGCUGACAAAUUGCUGGGCCUUCAUCGAUGGCACGGCGCAGCCAAUAUGCCGACCAACAAGGAACCAGAAAGUGUACUUCAGCGGCCACAAGAGAGUCCACGCCCUGAAGUACGAAGCUAUAAUGUGCCCAAAUGGCAUAAUCUGCCAGUUGGACGGAUCAUACCCCGGCAGCAAACACGAUUCAGGUAACUUUGGAAACAGCGCCGCGUAUACGAAGCUACAAAACCUCGUUCAAGGUCACGACUGCUGCAUCUACGGGGACCCUGCCUACCCGUUGCGGCCCCUUCUGCUCAAGCCCUAUGGCGGAGCUCUCCUGACUCCUGAACAAUUAGCUUUCAACAAAGCCAUGAGUAGUGAGGUCACUGUCACCAUGGCCUCAUGUUCCGGAACCACAACUGACCUUUCUUUGAAGAGUGUACUCAAGGCGAGGACGGAUCAGGACAUGAAUCGCAUCGAGAAGCGGCUCUCUACGUUCGAGGGGUGGCUCUUCCAGGGCGAGGAAUGCGCGUGCAAUCCACAACGGAUGGCUGAGGCGGGCUUCUAUCACGCCCGCACGGAGAAUGAACCAGACCUCGCCCGUUGCUAUGUUUGUUACAAAGAGAUGAUCGACUGGGACUCUAAUGACGAACCGUUAAAGGAGCACUCGCGGUCGAGAGACUGCGCAUUCGUUCUCCUUCGGAAGAGGUGGGACGAGCUGACCUUAAAGGACUUCUUGGGGCUAGAAGCAGCCCGCGCCAAGAACAGAGCGUGGAAGCUCGCCAAGCUUUACUCAGACAACCUUGAUGACGCCAUGCGGAAGGUCCACCUCGAGAUGGAAAAUGUUGGGAGGAGGAAGCGAUGA